UAAGUCAUUAUCAUUACACCGCUUCGAACAGUGAAGAUGUGGAGUGUGCAGUAUGUAGGAAACCAGAAACUAUAAAACAUUUCAUGUUUGACUGUUCAAAAUACUCACAAGAAAGAUCAAGGCUUCAAUACAGAACUAAAGCAAUAUUACAUAGAAAUAAUAUAUCAUGUUCUGAUAUUACACUGGCAACUUUUGUUGGAGAGAUACCGGACAUUACACUAAAUGCAAAAGAAGAACUGUUCAAUUCCUUUAGCAAAUUCAUCAUGGAAACAAACAUACUUUAGAUGUUCAUUAAUUAUCACGUGAAAAUGCAACAGGAGAAAAUUUACAGCACAUAGAUGGAAACUACUACAACAAUCGUCUCAGCACCUUGAGACCAUAGGCGACAAGGACGCCAUAGUUAGAACUUAGAUACAACAACAACUACUACUACUGUCAAUAAACUUAUGACCGAAAACAUUUGAAUACUACGUUAUUAUUUGGUAAAACUUUAAAUGUUAUGGCGGCAAUAUGAACUAUUUUAUGAUUCAGAUCAAUGCUGUAAAAGUUGUCAAAUAACAAAACACAUACAAUCAUCCACGUCAGCACGUGAUAUUAUAUUCGGAUACCAUGUAUUCGGAAACCGUUCACUUAUAUACAAGACUGAAAGUCUGAAUUCAUUUUGUUUAAUUACGUUUAUAAAAGUGCUGAAAAUGACCUUCUGUUAUAACCACAUGUCUUGUGUCCAGUACUGUAUUACUAUUCUAGAUGCCACACAUUGGAUCCAAGCUUGAACAAUGUUUAUCUUUACAACAUCGAGGCCUAGUUAGAAACAGAAUGUGUGUCAUAUGCGUGCGAAAACUAGUUAAAUUACACAAAAACUCAUACCACCAGUGACCACUCUAGUAUGUUAAUGACCCAGUCAAGAUGAAACAUUAUAAUAAUGUUUCUUGUGAAGAUAUCAAGGCUAUGUUAAAAACCCUGUAAAUGUUAAUAAACAACUAAGUCAUCAGGUCAAGUCUUUGGACUUUGACAAUUUGUGUGACUCAGGUGAGCGCUUCAGGGAAAUCAUAUCCCUCUUGCUGAUAUAGUAGUGUUUGGAAAAGUAGUGUUAUUGAAUCAAGAUGAAGUCCAACACAAUGCCAAAGAAAAGUGAACCAGAGGACUCUACCCAUGCUGUGGACAUGGCACUGGAGAAGGCCCAACUCAUCCGGGCAAGUGACACCAUCAUCCUGAAGGAUAGUGAUCUGGCAGAUGAGAAGAAGGGACUGAUGAAGCCUCAGGCCCUUCUAUUCCUUUCAAUGUGGUACUUCUUCAGCUUCUGUACACUGUUCCUGAACAAGUACAUCCUGACCACGCUUAGGGGAGAUCCUAUUCUGCUCGGUGCAGUGCAGAUGGUAAUGACAACUAGUCUGGGCUUCCUACAAAUGUAUUUGCCCCUUGGUAUCUAUAGUAACAUCAAACAGAAUGGGAAACCACCAGAUUUCUGGAGGAACAUGGUCAUUGUUGGAACCAUGAGGUUUUCAACUGUGGUAUUGGGACUUGUGGCACUGAAGUUUACAGCAGUAUCAUUCAUAGAGACAGUGAAAAGUUCUGCACCAAUAUUCACUGUAUUGAUAUCUUAUAAGUUGCUUGGGGAGUAUUCUGGUGUAUUAACUGUGCUUAGUCUGAUCCCUAUCACGUUCGGACUGAGUCUCUGCUCAACAUAUGAAUUAAGUUUCAAUGUUCAAGGAUUUGCAGCAUCACUGGUGACAAAUAUAACAGAGUGUUUACAGAACGUUUAUUCCAAAAUGCUCUUGAGUGGUGAGAAAUACAGAUACACUCCAGCAGAGCUACAGUUUUUUACAAGCAUUUCAUCUGUGAUAGUACAAAUCCCGGCCAGUGUUUUCAUGAUAGAUUUCCUGAAUGUCAAAAACACAAUGGAUGUUACAAUGUUGACAAUGUUCGUCUUUAAUGGCGUGUCUUUCCACUUCCAAAGUCUCUCAGCGUAUGUUCUGAUGGGCUACAUAUCUCCUGUAACACAUAGUGUUGCUAACACAGUGAAGAGAGCUUUCCUCAUCUGGUUAUCCAUCAUAGUGUUUGGUAACCCUGUGACUUUCCUCAGUGGACUGGGAACAAUCGUCGUCACUGUUGGAGUGCUGUGCUACACAAAAGCAAGACAGAUUGAUGCUGCUAAACAGGCUUUAAAAUAUGCUCAUGACGAAGAGAUCCGUGUUUCUGAAUAUAAAUAGUAAAGACAGAGUUUAAGUUGAACAUUUUUUAGUAAAAUCUUGAUGUUUUCAUCUUUGCUGUAUAAAUAUUCUUUAAAUUGAUGUGCCAUACAUUUUAUUUAUAAGCUCAGUAUUCUGUGGUAUAUAAUUUAUUUAUUAGGUCAGCAUUCUGUGGUAUAAAAUUUAUUUAUUAGGUCAAUAUUCUGUGGGAUGCAAUUUAUGUAUAAGGUCAGUAUUCUUUGGUAUACAAUUCAUUUAUUAGGUCAGUACUCUGUGGUA
Messenger RNA from Dreissena polymorpha, 2468 nucleotides. RefSeq names its product solute carrier family 35 member E2A-like. Gene Ontology annotation, molecular function: antiporter activity. The transcript is spliced from 6 exons. The coding region runs from base 1104 to 2210 and encodes 368 amino acids. Gene Ontology annotation, cellular component: Golgi apparatus. The record is from RefSeq and is a predicted model, not a curated record. Lineage: Eukaryota; Metazoa; Mollusca; Bivalvia; Myida; Dreissenidae.